GUAAUGAAUAGACAAAUAUUGAUGUUUUAUUUUGUAUUCGCGAUUAAAUAAAAAUUAAAGUAAAUAUCCUUGAAAAUCGAUCGCUAUCUGCGUUAGUUUCCGUGAAAACUUUGCAUUCGACGGAGAAAUGACGCGAUGAAAGGUGCCUAAAAGCGCAAACCAAAGAAAAAUAUUGAUACUUUUUUUAUCGAGCGUCGUCAUUAUCGAAUCUGCAAAUAUUUGCGUGUGUCCUUGUAAGUCCCGGACAUGAAUUGUGACGAUCCGUUCUUUAUUGUUAGAGAUGAAGUUCACAAGGCACUAAACAAGACUCGUGGACUGUACUUACGUUGGGAGAAUUUGGCAGCAACCUCGCAACAGCACCAAAAAUCUUCGAGUGACGGCAAGAAGCAAUCGGAAACCGAAAGCGACUGGAUUGCCACGGAACUCCGUAACGCCUUACGUUCCAUCGAAUGGGAUUUGGAAGAUCUCGAGGAAACAAUUGUCAUUGUCGAACGAAAUCCGCAAAAAUUCAAGCUCGAUAAUCGCGAGUUGUUCGCCCGUCGUCAAUUCAUCGAUGCGACACGCGAUGAAGUCAAGUCUAUGAAGGAGCGUAUGAGCAUCAAUCGAUCCAAGGACCUUGAUAUCACAGCGAGACAACCUCUUCUCGACAACAAUUCGCCAAAAGUCAUCGUCAAUUCGGGCCAUCAGCAAAACAAUUCGAACACAAAUCACGUAAUCGGAGGCGUUAUUAGUGCAGCGAUGGCAGCAAGACACAGCGGCGCCAAAUAUUCAAAGUUGGAAAACUUGGCAGAUGACAGUCCGAGCCCAAGUCAUCAUGGAAAUAAUCAUUAUAGCACGGAAAGUCCGUCGAAUAGAUUUCUUGCGGAGCAAUUUUCCGUGCAAAGUCGCAUGUUUGCACAACAAGAUGAACAAUUAGAUGUCAUAAGUGACACUGUGGGACAGCUAAAGACUGUUUCACGACACAUUGGAUCCGAAUUGGAUGAGCAAGCGGUCAUGCUCGACGAAUUCGGAAACGAAAUUGAACUCACAGAGUCUCGACUUGAUUCAACCAUGAAACGUGUUGCCAAAGUAUUGCACUUGAAUAAUGAUCGUAACCAAUGGACUGCAAUUAUUGUGCUGUCAGUGCUUUUACUGAUAAUUAUUCUUCUCUUCAUCAUCUUGUAACUCUUUCUCUGCAUUUACGAACGAAAAGAAAGGAAAAAUUCAACUUUUGCUUCCGUUAACAAACAAACAAAAAAUAAUUUUAAGAUUUCUCUCGUUUUUUCCGAGAGAUUUUUAGAUUUGGUUUCAACUCCUCACAAAAUUUUAACUUGAACUUCACCCAAAUUAGAUAGAUAAAGAGAGAAAGAUGCACGAUCUAGUCAGUAAUUUUAUUUAAUUUUAAAUUUUAAUCAAAAAACAGGUGCAAUGACGACUUAUUAGUUUAUCACACGGAAUAUCAUUAGUUUAAUUUAAAUGUGAUUUUCGGACAUAUUUUAGUCUUUUUAAGUUACGACGAGCACAUUCUGUUUAGAAAUUGUAGAUGUUGCGUGUUAAUUUGUAAGGAAAAUUCUGUUAGUCGGUAAUUUUGCGUGAAAUUUCCAUCUUUUGAUAUCAUUUUACUUUAUGAAUUACGUGAAAAGGCGUCGCGAGACGUUAGUAGAAUGCAGGAAAAGUAUAAUCAAGAAUUAAAUUACAAAAUAAAAAUGUAGAAAUAUUAUAAAUUAUAAUGAGAAAUAAAGAAAUAUUUAGUCUGAAGUUGUAG
Molecule: messenger RNA, 1744 nt
Organism: Culicoides brevitarsis
Lineage: Eukaryota; Metazoa; Arthropoda; Insecta; Diptera; Ceratopogonidae
Product: syntaxin-6
Exons: 4
Coding region: 247-1164 (305 amino acids)
Biological process (GO): Golgi vesicle transport
Cellular component (GO): membrane
Source: RefSeq, a predicted model, not a curated record